Messenger RNA from Mycena indigotica, 1641 nucleotides. RefSeq lists its product as uncharacterized. The coding region runs from base 1 to 1641 and encodes 546 amino acids. Gene Ontology annotation, molecular function: heat shock protein binding; ATP binding. The record is from RefSeq and is a predicted model, not a curated record. The transcript has 8 exons. Gene Ontology annotation, biological process: protein folding; response to heat. NCBI's taxonomy places the organism in Eukaryota, Fungi, Basidiomycota, Agaricomycetes, Agaricales, Mycenaceae.
AUGCCACCAACCAACUGGCCACCGACCCUCCAAUAUCUUACUGCUUGCAAAUAUCAUUUAUCAGUCAAUGCUUCUACGCACAAAUUCAUAGCACGAGGACAACCCGACGCGUCAAUUGAUGGCGGCAAGCCUUCCAAGGUCCUCAUUCAGCCCAUUAAAAACACAAGCCAUCCAGCCUUCGGUCAACUUGGUUUGUUUGCUGCGAAAAAGAUUCCACCGAAACGACACAUUGUGGACUAUAUAGGCGAGGUCCAUUGUGACGAGCGUCCGGAUUCCGAUUACGAUCUGUCUCUCUAUCGCAGCAACGAAAUCGCAGUUGGCGUCGAUGCAAGUAGGAUGGGCAACGAAGCAAGAUUUGUGAAUGAUUUUCGUGGCAUUGACGAUAGGCCGAACGCAGUCUUCGUUGAAUAUAGAACAAGCACUGGGGAGCUUCGGGUUAAGAUUGAGAGCAGUCGUGCAAUAAAAGCUGGUGAAGAGCUCGCUCGGAAACAUCACCCCGACACGAGUACCGACAAGGGCGCACAAGACAAGUUUGUCGAGAUACAGUCCGCGUAUGACAUUCUGAAAGAUGAUGAGAAACGAAAAGUUUAUGAUCAGUUUGGCUCGACGUCGCAAGAGCCUGGAUUUGAUCCAAAUGCGUUCUCCGGCUUCGGAGGAGGCAAUUUCUCCGGAUUCCACAAUUUCGGAGCGUCAUUUAGCAGGGGCGAAACGGCGGACCUCUUCAGUCAGCUAUUUCAAGGUCUCGGUGGGAGCAGUCGUUCCGGGUUCCAGUCGUCUCGAGGGAGUGAUCUGGAAGCUUCUGUACGAAUCACCUUCCUUGAAGCUUGCAAAGGCACAUCUCGCAAAAUCAACAUCACCCCUGUUGUCGACUGUACUCCCUGUUCCGGAAACGGAUUGAAGCCUGGCGCCAAACGGACCACUUGUACAACCUGCAAAGGCUCUGGGACUCGGACAUUUGUCAUAGAUAGCGGCUUCCAGAUGGCGAGUACAUGUAACACUUGCUCUGGCACUGGCAGUACUGUCCCUCACAACUCUGAAUGCUCUCAUUGUGGCGGUGUCGGCAAGGUUCGCACAAAAAGUACAGUCCAGGUCGACAUAAUGGCAGGCGUUGAGGAUGGAGUCACGCUACGUCUUCCCCGACGAGGAGAUGCACCAAUAUCUGGGAAAGGGAGUCCAGGCGAUUUGUUGGUGAGGAUUCAUGUGACAGCGUCCAAGGACUUUUCCCGACAAGGCAACAAUCUGUACCACAAAACGCGUAUUCCGAUGCACACGGCGUUGCUUGGUGGAAAGGUUAGAGUGCCAACUCUGGAUGGCGAGGUGGAUGUGCGGUUGCCAGGUGGAACUCAGCAAGACGAAGAAAUGGUGCUCAAGGGUCGCGGUGUCUCUUCCCCUCAUGGAGGAGUCACUGGUGAUCUAUUUGUGUCCUUCUCUGUUCAACUACCAAGGUCGUUGACCAACCGCCAACGCGAACUUCUUCAAAUGUAUGCUGAUGAUGUAGAGGGGCGGCAGCCGGGAGUCAAGAGUGACGAGGGGACGUCCACAAAUGAUAACGAAGUCACCGACACUUCGCAGAACCGGGCCGUUGAAGAAGAGACCAGUCAGAAAUCAAAUGAGAAGCGAAGGGCGACUGCAACAGGAUAG